CCUUGAGAAGACAGGGGCUGUGGGUGUGGGUGUGCGUGCGUGUGUUUGUGUGUCUGUGGCUAGGGACUACUUACUGAAAGGGUUUGCAAAAGACUCUGGGAGAACGACCAUGAAUUUGUUGCGGGAGGCCGACUGAUUUUCCCGGCACCAAAGCUGGGCAGUGACUUCACCCAGGAAGGACUGUGCGACAGCUGGCUGGCGUGGCUUCGGGGUCUGACUUACUAGAAGCAUGGCUACCAGUGCUGUACCAAGUGACAAUCUCCCCACAUACAAGCUGGUGGUGGUUGGAGAUGGUGGUGUGGGCAAGAGCGCCCUGACCAUCCAAUUUUUCCAGAAGAUCUUUGUGCCAGACUAUGACCCAACCAUUGAAGACUCUUACCUGAAGCACACAGAAAUUGACAACCAGUGGGCCAUCCUUGAUGUUCCAGUGGGUUUAGUUAUCAUCUCCAUUCCUACAGAUCCCAAAUCUACAUGUUCAACUCUCAACUCUCUCCUGAGCUCCAGUCCUUGCAUUGACAACUGCCUGCUACCUAAAACAAGGAGUAACCCACCCCCUUCUGAGACAACCAUUCCAUUUUUGGCACACACCUGCCAGGGAUGGUUUAGGGAGUCAUUUCCAAUGAUCUUGGUGGCCAACAAAGUUGAUCUGAUGCACUUGAGGAAAAUCACUCGGGAACAAGGAAAAGAAAUGGCAACAAAACACAAUAUUCCAUACAUAGAGACCAGUGCUAAAGAUCCUCCACUAAAUGUUGACAAAGCCUUUCAUGACCUUGUUAGAGUAAUAAGGCAACAGAUUCCAGAGAAAAGCCAGAAGAAAAAGAAAAAAACAAAAUGGCGUGGGGACCGGGCCACAGGGGCUCACAAACUCCAGUGUGUGAUUUUGUGACAGGGCCUCAGGGCCUCUUUGCUGCUGCGAAUGUGAACUAGAGAGACCCGGUGAUGCACUCAAUUGCCUAACUGCACUGACAACUGCUUCUAACAGUGAACCUUGGCCAGAGAUCUUGGCAUGUAAAGGGAAAAAAAGAGGAGGGUAGGGUGGGGUGGGGUGGGGAAAAGGGAAGGAAGGAAGGAAGGAAGGAGGGCAGUGAAGGUUGAGGAAAAGAUCCUGCCCUUUGAGGAAUACUUGAACUGUGGCCAGUUUCUUCUAGAGGGAAUAAGAUGGAGAAAGAGGAGGAUUUAGUCUGGUUUUGCCCAAAGAGUGAUAGGCUUUCAGGUCAUUCACAGGAUAAGUGGAAAUGGCAAGUCAACAAGAGCAGCAUUUAAACCCCUUAAGUGUUGAUACAGUCGAGUUACACCCUUCCCUCCUCUCUGUUAGUGGGUAUUUUCUUUUUAAAAAAAACAACUAAACUAAACUAAAUUGUGUCAGUUUGAUGUGGACUUGUUUAUCCACACAAAAGUAUGAAGCAUAACAGUUUAUGAAGUGGCUAUUUUUUUCUCCCAGGCCCAGUAGCUCAUUGGUUCUGAGCACUAAAUUGGUGUUUUGGUUUGUUUGGUAUUUUAAAAAUUAUUUUUAAGGGAGUCAAUGCCCACUGCCUAGUGAAAUCUUUGGCACUCAUCAGACUUAUAUAAAUCUGUGUCUGGAAUUUUUUUUUAACUGAGCUCUCCUAGCAGUGCC
Gracilinanus agilis (Agile Gracile Mouse Opossum) is the source of this 1615-nucleotide messenger RNA. RefSeq names its product muscle RAS oncogene homolog (gene MRAS). Gene Ontology annotation, molecular function: GTP binding; GTPase activity; GDP binding. Gene Ontology annotation, biological process: signal transduction. The transcript is spliced from 7 exons. The record is from RefSeq and is a predicted model, not a curated record. Lineage: Eukaryota; Metazoa; Chordata; Mammalia; Didelphimorphia; Didelphidae. Gene Ontology annotation, cellular component: plasma membrane. Bases 230 to 886 code for a protein of 218 amino acids.